This is a messenger RNA of Miscanthus lutarioriparius, 1521 nucleotides long. Lineage: Eukaryota; Viridiplantae; Streptophyta; Magnoliopsida; Poales; Poaceae. The record is from the annotation of a GenBank genome assembly.
AUGGCGGAAGCUCCGGCACACGACUACCCCACCAUCGAGCCCACCUCCUUCGACGUGGUCAUCUGCGGCACGGGCCUCCCGGAAUCCGUGCUCGCCGCUGCCUGCGCCGCCGCCGGGAAGACCGUCCUCCACGUCGACCCCAACCCAUUCUACGGCUCCCUCUACUCCUCCGUCCCGCUGCCCUCCUUCCUCUCCCCUGACCCCUCCUCCGUUCCCCUUUCCCCCUCCGGCGACGAUUCGCAUACCGUUGUCGAUCUCCACCGCCGCAACAUCUACUCGGAGGCCGUGGACCUUCUCCUGAGGUCGGGGGGAAGCCACCAUGUGGAGUUCAAGAGCGUGGAGGGGCGCAGUCUCCUCUACUGGGAGGGCCAGCUCUACCCGGUGCCGGACUCGCGGCAGGCCAUCUUCCUUGACGCCGCCACCCUCAAGCUUACAGAGAAGACCGUCCUGUUUAGGUUCUUCGAGCUUGUGCGGGCACACAUUGCUGCUGCCGAUGAGGACGUUGAGGGUGAAGAAGCUUCUGAUAAGAUAUCCGAGGAAGAUCUGGACCUCCCCUUCGUUGAGUAUCUCAAGAAACAGCAGCUUCCACCCAAGAUGAGAGCGGUUGUGCUCUAUGCAAUUGCAAUGGCAGAUUAUGAUCAAGACACUGACUGUUGCGAGAAAUUGCUGACUACGAGAGAGGGAAUCCAGACCAUUGCUCUAUACUCCUCGUCCAUUGGGAGGUUUGCUAAUGCACAACGUGCUUUCAUUUAUCCGAUGUAUGGGCAUGGUGAACUGACUCAAGCUUUCUGUCGUUGCGCUGCUGUUAAGGGUGCACUAUAUGUGUUGCGGAUGCCAAUAUCUGCACUUCUUAUGGAUGAGGAAAGGAAGAAUUGUUUAGGUGCCAGAUUAACAUCCGGUCAGGAUAUUUUGUGCCAGCAGUUGAUACUUGACCCGUCAUACAAAGUCCCUAUUCUGGAUGCCCCAUCUGAUGGUUCAGACUCAAACUUGCUGAGAAAAGUUGCGAGGGGUAUAUGCAUAAUUAGCAAAUCUGUGAAACAGGAUUCAUCAAAUCUUCUAAUUGUUUUCCCACCGAAAUCAUUAGAAGAGCAGCAGAUUGCAGCUAUACGGGGUCUUCAGUUGAGCAGCAAUCUAGCAGUAUGCCCUCCUGGGAUGUUUAUGGUGUAUCUGUCUACCCCGUGUGCUGAUACCUCUACUGGAAAACAAUGCAUAAAAAAGGCAAUAGAUGCUCUAUUCGCUCCACAGGCUUCAGAUUCUUUGGAAGGCCACUUGAAGGAAACUAGUGAAAAUAAUGAGGACUUGAAGCCGACAGUAAUUUGGAGCUGUGUGUAUGUUCAAGAGAUCACGGAGGGAACAUCUAGUUCUUUAUUGUCGUGCCCUACACCUGAUGAACAUCUGGACUACCGGAGUAUACUGGAUUCAUCAAAAAAGUUAUUCACAGAUAUUUGUCCUAAUGAAGAAUUCUUGCCUAAAAAGUCAGCUGCUGUAUAUGCUGAUGAUGACUCUGAUUCUGCUGAGUAA